AUGGAGACCGAUUUUGAACAAAUGCUUUCCCAGGUGAAUGGUCGUACAGGAAGUCAGGAGCAGACGGUCCCCGACAACGGAGAAAUCAUUCACAUAUCCUCUCUCGCCCUAUUGAAGAUGCUCAAGCAUGGACGCGCGGGUGUCCCGAUGGAGGUCAUGGGACUUAUGCUUGGGGAGUUUGUAGACGAAUACACUGUUCAAGUCAUCGAUGUAUUCGCCAUGCCGCAAUCUGGGACGUCAGUCUCCGUUGAAUCUGUUGACCAUGUAUUCCAGACCAAAAUGCUGGAGAUGCUGAAGCAGACAGGCAGGUCGGAGAUGUCCUUCGAACAACUGGAUACUCGAUCUGUUGCAGUUGUCAUUGAUCCUAUCCAGUCCGUCAAGGGCAAGGUUGUUAUCGACGCUUUCCGCCUCAUCAAUCCCGCGUCUGUUGUGCAGGGCCAAGAACCCCGACAAACAACGUCCAACAUUGGGCACAUUAACAAGCCGUCAAUACAAGCCCUCAUUCACGGACUGAAUCGACACUACUACUCAAUCGUCGUCAACUAUCGCAAGUCGGACCUUGAGCAGUCGAUGCUGAUGAAUUUGCACAAACGAAAUUGGACGGAGGGAUUAACGCUUCGGGACUUCAAGUCGCACAAAGAAGCUAACGAGAAAGCAAUCAAGUCCAUGCUUGCCCUCUCGGGAGCUUAUAAUAAAUCAGUACAAGAAGAGUCGACGUUGACCUCGGACCAGCUAAAGACACGGCAUGUGGGCAAACAGGACCCAAAAAGACAUCUAGAAGAACAGGUAGAGAAGGCCAUGGGAGAUCAGGUGGUACAGAAUUUAGGCACCAUGCUCCUUGCCGAGUUGUAA
Messenger RNA from Fibroporia radiculosa, 852 nucleotides. RefSeq lists its product as uncharacterized. Lineage: Eukaryota; Fungi; Basidiomycota; Agaricomycetes; Polyporales; Fibroporiaceae. The transcript has 6 exons. Bases 1 to 852 code for a protein of 283 amino acids. Gene Ontology annotation, biological process: protein deubiquitination; proteasome-mediated ubiquitin-dependent protein catabolic process. Gene Ontology annotation, cellular component: proteasome regulatory particle, lid subcomplex. The record is from RefSeq and is a predicted model, not a curated record. Gene Ontology annotation, molecular function: protein binding; metallopeptidase activity; proteasome binding.